Molecule: messenger RNA, 2844 nt
Organism: Pecten maximus
Lineage: Eukaryota; Metazoa; Mollusca; Bivalvia; Pectinida; Pectinidae
Exons: 2
Coding region: 112-1851 (579 amino acids)
Source: RefSeq, a predicted model, not a curated record
CAUAUGAAACCCAAAGCAGGAAAAAUAAACAUGUUUACGGGUUCUGGUUACAACAACGACAAAGCACUGCCGUCAGGGUGAUUAAUAUAUUCUAAAGAACACCGGACAAAGAUGGCCCUCGAAGAAUUCUUUCAAUUUAUAGAGGAUGGAUACUUUGACCUCCAUAUGGAUUCUAUUAUUGUUGAAAACAUGUAUAGGGCUACCAAAGCUAUCGUUAAGUACAUUGUUGAUAAAAUCGGUGAACUUGAUCCUUAUUUGAAUGCUAAAGAGAUUGUAAGUGUUGGCAGCUUUGUAGAAAAGACAAAGAUUCGGUCUCCUAAUGAAUUUGACUUCAUGGCAUGUCUUGAUUUCCUCUCAAAUGAGGAUGUCAUCGAACUCGAGGCCAAAGAAGCUUGUGAACCAGGCUAUAUGAUAGCUUUUCUGAAGUCAAAACCUAAAGACAUGAUUCUAACAGCUAUGCAACUUUAUGGAGACGUCUGGUGUAUCCAUCCUGCUGGAUUAAGGGAACAAUACAACAAACGAUUACUCGAGGCUGUGAAAACCAUUAUAGGUUAUAGUGUUAUAACACCUCAUGGUGCCAUGUAUGUCCGUGGAUCACAGUAUCUUGCUUUGGAAUUAGAAUGGGUCAGAUUUAGCCAUGAAUACAAAGAAACAGAUGUUAACAAGGGUUUGUCAAAAGCAUAUAUUGAUUGCGAAAUCGCGCAUCACCUCAAAGUGGAUGUUGAUGUCAUGCCCGCUGUACGUGUAGAAAAUGCUUCUCUUGUAACAUCUCUACCUGGAUUUCCACACCAUAUGACAGAUGUCGUUGCAUCUAAGGGGUUUCAUUUAGUGUACAAGGCAUCAGGUCAUAAUUCCAACCACCCCUUCUUGCAGGCGUCAUUUGCCACAUCAGAGGUUGCACUGAUGCAAAAACUUCAUCCUGUUCACAAGCGAUGCUACAAAUUAUUAAAAUACCUUCUCACAGAUGGCACAAAUGUCAACCUCAGACACAAAAAUAUUACUCUUUCAUCAUACAUGUUCAAGACGGCUGUUCUGUUCCAUGAAUACGACUGCCUUUGCAGUGGUUUUCCUGACCUUGUCAGAUGUUGUUUAGACAUUAUUAAGUAUGUAAAGCUCAAGUUUGGUAACGGAAUCAUGCCAACUUUUUUCAUGAGAAAAAAGAAUAUUUGGGGACAAUCUUAUAGAAUCCCCGACCCGUAUCCUUGGGAACCUAGCAAACUUCCCGAUGAUUGUUGUGGAGGCGACUGGUGUAUCAUCAUGUGGAUGGAGAUAUGGCGCCAAGUGCUAAAUAAGGCCAUCCUUAUCUUUCAAGACGUAUGCACAUAUCACGACGCAACAAAAACUGCUGUUAGUCAUCCCAGCAUCAAAGGUCACGUAAGUCACCAAUAUCAUCAAUCCGCAGCAAGAAAGAACGAGAUGGGAAACGCAGAUCGAAGUCAAAAUAUCACUGUUUACAAAUCAGUUGCAGUAUUAGAAAACGCUAUCGACUCGCAGGACGAAACAAUCGAUGGGAAACAUUCUUCGGAAGGUACGUCUGAUACAAAAUCUUCACAGCAACCUGGAACUGACGUAUUACUUUACCAAAGAAAACCAAAUGAUAUCUUUGAUGAAGCCUUUCAGGAAUUGCGGAAAACAUUGCGUUUCUUUAGCAGUACUAUUCCGGGAACGGAAAUAGAUGAACUCCCAUGUUGUGCACCAAAACAAGAAAUUUGGAAACAUGUAGUCACAAAUUUCCACGAAUAUCAUGAGGUAAUAGAAAAAGCAUACAAGAAAAAGAUCAACAUUCCCAACAAAGAACCGCGCAAUUUGGAAGUAACGGAGAUCAUCUAUGACCGGGAAUCAUUUCACUAACAAUCACUAGGUGUACUAUUAUUUGUUUCUCCUAAAAGGUCAACGGUGACAUUUUGUCUAACAUUGUUGGCCUCUUGUGAAUACAAUGCAAAAGUUACUUCAGAGAAUGGUAUUGCUGAGUUGACUCUGCAGAUUUUUGUUACGUGACAUUUCUUCUUUUAUGAGGAGUUUGGUACACAUGAAAGCACCAAACACGUAUUACGAGUAUAGCAAUGGCUCUGUUGAUGAUUAUAUAAUGAUUCUUUGUUUAUAUUUUCAUGAAAAGACAUAGAAAAUUAGACAUUUUGUACUUGAAUGAGAGCUAGAGCUAAUUUCCUUAUUAUAGAUUAGGUUGACCUCAGCUUAUAUUGUUAAAAUAUGUUUUGCUAGACUAAUCAUCUGAAUAACGUUAGAGUAAAAUGAUAGAAUGAAUCAAAAUAUAAGCGUAGAGAACGUUCAAUACGGGAACAUGUGAACAAGUAUAAAUCAAAGGCAUCGGUUGAUUUAAAAACCGCAAGAGCAAAGUACAUACCUGUUUAGGAUAUCCAUUAUCGAUUUCAAUAGAAUGUCAAAGAAAACAAAACAUUUUAUUCAAAAUGAUAAACAAUUUUUAAAUUACAGGUAAAGUAUAUUACUACAGACACUAUACAGAUACUAGAUGUAAUUGAAAUUUUAGUUUAGAAGCACUCCAUAUCAAUUCACAAUCGUCUUACAUUGAGUUUUAAGUUUCUGUAAUAAACUGUGUUGAAUAAUACUAGCACGUGGAAUCAAAUGCUACCCUAAAUGUCCAAAUAAAUAUCAUGUCUUAUGAUAUUAUAACAAUCACAGAAUUCCGUGCCUUCAGAUGUGUUGACUUUUUGUUUAUUGCUUCGUAUAAAAAUACUUGUUGUUUAUAGUAUCAUUUAACACAUCAUGACAGCUGAGAUCGAUAUUUCUCUUACCCUGGACAGGGAUAUUCGCAGUUUUACCGGAGUGAAAUUUUCUUAUCUCACCCUAGGGAAAAGACAAGCUACA